AUGUUCUUCUCCAUUCAAACCAUUGCUCUCGUCGCUUCUACCGGUCUCUUGGCCGCUCAAGGAGCUUCUGCCAUCUCUAUCGAGGAAAGGUCCACUUCAUUGUGUAACCAAGCCAACUACGGUGCCUUGGGAUACCCAUGGAAAUCCAACUCCACUCCUGGUUCUUUCUGUUCCAAGACCAAACCUUCCAACAACAGAUACUGGAAGCAAAUGCCCUUCUCGGACAGUUACGACAAAGUGAAAUGUUCCAGUUCUUCCAGAGGUAGAUACAACGUCUGUACCGGUGGUAACAAGCGAACCAGCCUUCCCAAGAAAUGUAACCCUCCUCACAAAUUUCCAUGGGGUUACACCGCACCUAAGGCUUCUUCUACCUCCUCGGCUGCUCCCAAGUCAACCUCUUCAGCUGCCGCCUCCAUGUCAAGCGCUGCUGCCUCAGCUGCUUCCUCUGCUGUAGCUUCAUCAGUCGCUACAUCCGCUGCUGCUUCUCCUGCGGCUUCGUCCGACGCUGCUGCUUCCUCUGCCGUGGCUUCACCGGUCGCUUCGGAUGAUGCCACCCCCGCUUCCGCUGCUGCCUCAGCUUCGGCCUCCGCUGUGGUUGACCCCCUUUCUUACCCAGUCUGUGAGACCACCUACCAAGUCACCUACCAGAACUACACUCGAGUCGCUGCCAACGGUGUUUGGAUGGGUCUCACGAUGGGUGCUGCCACUCAAGAUGCUUCCUACAUGACUUACACCCUUUCUACCUCCGUCGAUGACUGUCUCGCUGCCUGUGACCAAAUCGAAGGCUGUGUGUUCGUGAACACCUACUAUGACGUUAACGAGGAGGAGAACUACCUCCCCAAGCACACCGACGGUAUCCUCACCUGCGCGAUGUUCUCCACCUGUGUCGGCACCGACAAGAACGAUAACUGGGGUGGUCAAGAUGACCCCAACACCAUCGUCAACUCUAACGGUUACUGCAAGUCUUCCGCCUGUGGUGCUCCCGCUUAA
This is a messenger RNA of Kwoniella mangroviensis CBS 8507, 990 nucleotides long. RefSeq lists its product as uncharacterized. The record is from RefSeq and is a predicted model, not a curated record. NCBI's taxonomy places the organism in Eukaryota, Fungi, Basidiomycota, Tremellomycetes, Tremellales, Cryptococcaceae. The transcript has 3 exons. Bases 1 to 990 code for a protein of 329 amino acids.